AUUUGAUGAAUAAAGGAAGAGUCCACGCUUUUUGCACCGGGUAGUCAUGAAAGAAGCUCUCUGAUGUGAACGGCGGUCACAAAAGCACGUGUCGGCUUUUGUGUUGGUCAUAACCGUGCGCAUCAAAGAGCAGUCAGAUCGUUUCCAGCGUGAAGAAAUGAGCUCUGUCAGAGAAGAAGGUAAAGACCGAAUCAUCUUUGUCACCAAAGAGGAUCAUGCAGCACCCAGUAGUGCUGAGUUUGUAGAGGAAGAUCCUGAUGAUCCAUAUGAGGAGCGAGGUUUGAUUCUUCCUAAUGGAGACAUCAACUGGAACUGCCCCUGCCUGGGCGGAAUGGCCAGUGGUCCCUGUGGGACGGGCUUCAAAGACGCCUUCUCCUGUUUCCACUAUAGCAAAGAGGACGUGAAGGGCUCUGACUGCCUUGAACAAUUCCGGGCCAUGCAGGAGUGUAUGCAGCGUUACCCAGAGCUCUACCCACAAGAAGACGACAACGUGCCUCAGGAGCAAUACAAAGAAAUAGAACAAGCCUCAGAAGACGCUGCAUCUGCAGAAACAUCAGUUGCAAACUCCACGUUUACCAGUGAGCAAGACUCUAAUACCAAACAGUCCAACACAGAGAACUCUGAAGCAAGUUAAUAAGUGAUCGUGGUCCAUUUUUAUAUUUAACAAGAUCUUCAACUGCUUUUUUUGUAAAGAAAGGUACUGAUAUUUUUGUUAGUAAAAGAAUGUUGUCUCAUUGAAAGUCCUUCUAGUUUUUCCUCUUAUUGGGGUUAUUUGACAGUAGUGAGCUCCACAGAGCUAUUUAUUAAAACCAUCAUUGCAUCUACAAAUACAAGCUGUCUGCUUGUUCAGGAAGUUCAGUUUAAGUUAGAUUUAAAAUGCCAAAUUUAUGAUUAUGACAGGUUUAUACUUUUUAAACUAAUAUAUUAUGAUCAGUGAAAAUGAAAAACACAAAAGAACCUUUGUACCAAGGAUCAGUACAAUUUCAUUGUGCGUAACAGGUCCAACACUGUAAUAUGUAAUAAUAUGUAAGUUUGUUGUUUUUUUUAUAUGUUUGCUGUAUUUAAGUAUGUAACACACGACUGAUUAAAAUAACUUGAAGGGAACAUUUUUGAAGGCUAUUGAUAAUAAAAUAAUAAUAAAACA
This is a messenger RNA of Betta splendens (Siamese fighting fish), 1144 nucleotides long. It is a transcript of the gene chchd4b, whose product is annotated as coiled-coil-helix-coiled-coil-helix domain containing 4b. The transcript has 3 exons. Gene Ontology annotation, biological process: protein import into mitochondrial intermembrane space. Gene Ontology annotation, molecular function: protein-disulfide reductase activity. The coding region runs from base 158 to 634 and encodes 158 amino acids. The record is from RefSeq and is a predicted model, not a curated record. NCBI's taxonomy places the organism in Eukaryota, Metazoa, Chordata, Actinopteri, Anabantiformes, Osphronemidae. Gene Ontology annotation, cellular component: mitochondrial intermembrane space.